Molecule: messenger RNA, 2034 nt
Organism: Fonsecaea erecta
Lineage: Eukaryota; Fungi; Ascomycota; Eurotiomycetes; Chaetothyriales; Herpotrichiellaceae
Exons: 1
Coding region: 1-2034 (677 amino acids)
Molecular function (GO): ubiquitin binding
Source: RefSeq, a predicted model, not a curated record
AUGGAGCAGGGCAGCCUCCCGCCGUUGGCCCUCUACCCAGACCCAAACGUCAAAGCCAGCCUGCCGCCUGCCGAGUGGGAAGCAUGUCUUGACUCGUGGCUGUUCAGUCUGGAAUUCCGCCUGAGACUAUCAGACAAGGAUUUCUCCAGAUUCAGCGUCGGUCAGGACGCCAGUGGCGUCUCUUUUCUCGCGUCAUUUUUCCAGUCAAGUCGAGCCGAGGCUGCGACACAAUCAUCGAGCUUGCACAAGGAAAGACUGUUGCUGAAGCGCGCAUAUCUGCUCUUGAGAAGGCUCCUGCUGGUCAUAGACUCACCCCUCGACUAUGAUGCAGCAACUCUCAUUGAACUGCUGUGCCAGGCAAGCAUGCAGUAUGCGGGCGUGUCAGACUGGAAGGCAACGCUGAAGAUGUUCUGGAAGAGGGAUCAAUCCCAAAUGACGGCGGUGGUGGAGGGCUGGAAGAAGACGGUCUCGGCAGAUCUUUUGGCGCAACCCAACUCUGGAGUGCUUGCAGCUAGACUCCGUGAGAUGAAUGCUUUCGUUAAGGUCUCCGCGGACACGGGUCUCGUUCUUAUGACAGGCUCAGAUUAUCUGGAGACGCUGAUGGAGGCCUACAGCCGGUUGCAGACAUUGCCUGAUACUGCGUCGUCCCAAAGAAUACUGACUGAGCACAUCUUCUACUGCCUGCGCAGCCUUAUGUCUGACGGUUCUUCCCACGGAUCGCUCCUGCUCGACCACCUUUAUUUCAUGAAGUCAGAAGCUGAUCGACUCACGAAGGCAAGACCCAAUCAGCCAACAUUGUCUUCGAGCCUGGUGUGCAGUACAUCCUUCCUAAGGCACCUCGCAUCAGACUCUUCUGUGAUUUCCAGCAAGCGAGGUCAGGGGCUGCUAGAGUCUCUCAACACCUAUAGACAGAACACCAAACAUUUACAUCCCCCAGUCAGCCCGAGAAGACGAAGAAGCGCAAAAGGCAAAGGAAAGGCUGGUGUGAACGAAGAGAUGCACAUUCAUAAAGCCUCGCAGAUAUCACAGGUGCACGACCUCUUUCCAAACAUUUCAAACGGGUAUAUCCUCAAGCUGCUCGACCAUUUCCAUGAUGAUACAGAGGCCGUGGUGGCCGCGCUACUAGAGCCUGACUCUCUUCCGGUGGGACUUCGCAAUCGAGACGCCUUCGAAGAACCUGAGCUUGGCAUUGCUGGGCCAGCGCAUGAUCUUGCGCCACGUUCGACACCUCCAUUACUUCCACAGCGAAAGAACAUAUUCGAUGGAGACGAGCUGGACAAGCUUCAGAUAUCGACAGGUCGGCUGCAUAGAGGGCGGAAGGAUGUCAGAAUUGACCACCCCGAAACGGAACAUGACCAUAUACAGCGGAAAGCAGCAAUACUGUCGGCGUUGGCGGCGUUUGACUCGGACGACGACGAGCGAGACGACACUUACGACAUCGCUGACGUGGGUGGCACAGUAGAUUCGACCCUCGAUACUGACACCAGGCCGCAACCGGAAAGAGGUCCUGAGCAGAAUCCUCACGAAGAGGCAUUAUUCCGGGCGUGGAAAGGCAACCAGGAGCUAUUUGCACGCGACAUCAAGACUCGUAUAUCCAAGGUCCGGCAAGAUCUGAAACGCGAGACCGAAAUGAGUGAUGAACAGCUGGAGGGAUGGGCCAUCAUGCUGAAGAAGGACUCCAAGUUGCAAGAUCGCCUGGAAAAGAAAUACGCGGAUACACAGACUUUCAGAGGAAAUCAAGCUGCGCUCGCUCCGACACGAUGGCAGGAGGACUACACUCCUGAGGGUAGCGAGGGAGAAGGGGAGAGCGGAAGUCGACGGGUACAUCAGGCACAGACCAGGGGGAACCGCACAUGGGGACGCGGUCGCAGUGGCGGAGGGAGUACUGCAGGUCCCAGUGGGGAUGCAGCGACUCAGGCUGCCAGAAAGCGAAAGGAGCAAGGCAGGGGCAGGGGUGGAGCGAGCCACAAUAGACGCGAAGGGAGGGCCCGGAAGAUGGGCAAAGGUAUGGGCGGAGGUGCGGUGCAGCAGUAG